Messenger RNA from Penicillium daleae, 1299 nucleotides. RefSeq names its product peroxisomal membrane protein PEX14. Gene Ontology annotation, biological process: protein import into peroxisome matrix, docking. Gene Ontology annotation, cellular component: peroxisomal membrane; peroxisomal importomer complex. Lineage: Eukaryota; Fungi; Ascomycota; Eurotiomycetes; Eurotiales; Aspergillaceae. The transcript has a single exon. Gene Ontology annotation, molecular function: signaling receptor binding. Bases 1 to 1299 code for a protein of 432 amino acids. The record is from RefSeq and is a predicted model, not a curated record.
AUGUCCGAUCGUUCAUCAAAACCAUCAUCUAUUCCCUCGUGGCAGCAACAGCCAGGUUCCGCUCCAACCGAUCAGUCUGCGUCGUCACGACCGCCGAGCUCCGAAGAUACGCCUGCAUCUACCUCACGACAAGACCUCCUUGACCAAGCGUCUAAGUUCCUAGAGGAUGAAUCGAUUCGCGAUGCUUCCACAGAUCGUAAAGUCUCCUUCCUCGAGUCGAAAGGUUUGACCUCCGACGAGAUCCAACAACUCCUCGGCGUCUCCCGAAACCCGGAGGCGAGCAGUGCCGACUCGACCGCGGCCGAACCCAAGACACAAGAAACACCUUCAUCCUCCUCCUCGUCAGAUCAAUCUGAAGUGUCACCAUCUUCUCCUGUUACUACAUCUACUUCAUCCUCUUCUACCACCAUGUCGCAGCCACGCUCGACCCCCGCCACCUCCACAACAUCCUCCACCGCAGCACGCGACGUGCCCCCAAUUAUCACCUACCCCGAGUUCCUCUUCCAACCGGCUAAGCCACCUCCACUAGUGACCAUGAGUCGGGUUUUAUACACAAUCUACGGCGCCGCUGGUCUCGGUGCCAGCAUCUAUGGUGCUAGCGAAUACCUCGUCAAGCCAAUGCUGGCAAAUCUCACUAGCGCACGCCUCGAUCUCGCUAGCACCGCGAAGGAGAAUCUGCAAAAACUCAACGAGAAGCUCGAACAGAAUGUAUCCGUCAUUCCCGCACAUCUCACCGCGCCCAAGAACAAAGGGACCGAGGAGGGAGACGAAGACUCGAGUGACAGCGAUUCCAUCAUUUCAGACCCGACAGAGCUCUUCCACCGAGACAUCGGUACCCAAACCACUCCCGAUGUAUCGACAACCUCGCUGUCUUCAUCUGCGAAGGACCCGGCAGAGACGGCUGCAGAUGCGCCCACUAUCGCAGUUAACAAACACUUAACCCGCCUGGAGUCCAUUCAAUCCUCGCUGAAAGAAGUCACCGAGUUUGAGAAGGAUUCUAGCACCCUCGAUGACUCGAUGCGUUCACGUCUCACGGACCUCCACCAUUACUUGGACGGAUUGAUAUACGCUGCGCCGAGCUACAACGCGACUACCCCGGCAUACGGUGGUCUGUACUCUACAACUACCACUACCGGGUCAGACAGCAGUUCAUCAGGAGUGCGCAAGUCCGAGGAGGACGCAAUUGCAGCCUUCAAGGCGGAGAUUCGGGGUGUCAAAGGUGCGCUGCUGAGCGCCAGAAAUUUCCCGGCGAGCCGGGGCGGUCGACUGCCCGGUGGUGUGACUGCGUCGGCAAGGUGA